This is a messenger RNA of Microplitis mediator, 2285 nucleotides long. RefSeq names its product cyclic AMP response element-binding protein A (gene CrebA). Bases 813 to 2153 code for a protein of 446 amino acids. The transcript is spliced from 5 exons. Lineage: Eukaryota; Metazoa; Arthropoda; Insecta; Hymenoptera; Braconidae. Gene Ontology annotation, biological process: regulation of transcription by RNA polymerase II. The record is from RefSeq and is a predicted model, not a curated record. Gene Ontology annotation, molecular function: DNA-binding transcription factor activity, RNA polymerase II-specific; cAMP response element binding.
UGGUUGGCUGAUUCGAUAACAUUUUGAGUAUUGCCGGGGCUGCCGGGGUACCACGUGCAUAACUUCUCUCGUUGACUCGUUGUUAUUACAAUCGGCAUUCGUGCUUUAGAUGCUUUUCAACAACGACGCGUACAGUGUUAGUUUUCGUCCGACUUUUUUUUACUCCCCUCUUACUCUUUCUCUCUCCCUCUUCCUCUCACUCACUCGCUCUCUAACUCCUUUUUUUUCUCUCCAUCUCUUUCUACUUAUAUUUAAACAGACACAACCACAACCACGCUAUUGAGAAUCAAGACUAUUUUACUUUUUCUUCCGUAUUGUUUUCCGUGUGUUUAUUUAAACUGUUUACAUGUGAUCAUAACCAUAAAUAAUAUAAUUAAAUAUAUAUAUAUAUAUUUAUAUUGUUAGUAACAUACAUACUUAUAUUUAUAAACAAAUAAAGUAAAUAUGAAUUUUAAGUGAUUAAAGUGUGUGUUGAUGUGAUGUUUUAAGUUACAAGUAAAUAAAAAUAGUGAUAUUUUGUCUGUACAUCUGUCGAGUGUCGAACCCGUGCCGGUGCGGGUGUUGGCUGAUAUUGAUUUAUUUAUAUUUACUGUUACAAAUUUUUUUCUGUGCAUUUUUAAAUGUUUAUUGUGAAUUUAAUGGAUUUUUACGGAUCAAUGGAUUUUUUGACACUUUUUUAAAGUUUUUAAUAAUUAAACAUUGCGACAAUCUGGACAGGAAAAUGAUUUUCUAAAGUCAUCAAUAAAUCACCAUAGCCAAGGGGAAGAAUUCGUGAGGGUACAAAAAAAACUUGAAUAAUAAUAAUAAUAAUAAUGGAUUUGUACGACAUGGGAAGUGACCUGAGGGAUCUAUGGGAAUCGUAUUUGGGUGAGCCGAUGCUUGGGAACGAUCUUCUAAUCGGCAAAGAUGAGGACUGGAAUAUACUGGGAGUUAAAGAUAAAACUCUCGAAGUUGUUUUACGUGACCGUUUGAUGACUGACGCAGCUCUAGGUGGUACAAGACCCAUUAAAACUGAACACAGCUACAGUUUAUUAGCUUAUAGUCCACCAGCAUCACCAGCUACAACUAAUUGUCGUUCACCAUCACCCGCAACGGUUAAUGUAGCUUCAAGUAAACGUGAAAUUGACAUUGAAGGACGUAUAAGAAUAGCCACCAAAAUUGAUGAUAUGGAAGAAGAAUGUUUUCCCGCAAUAUCAAUGAAAAAAGCCUCCAGUCAUGGACGUACAUCACCAACGGAUUCAUCACCAAUAACACCAUCAAAUAUUCUUGAUGUUGUAGAAGAGUGUAUGGAAAUAAAAGAAGAGCCAUUACAUUUAAUUGACAAUAAUAAUGAUGAUGUUGAAAUAAAUAUUGAUAUUGACGAUAAAAAUCUUAUUGAAAUGAUUUCACCAAAUCGAUUACAUUUAGAUGGACAAGUUCAACAACAGCAACAGCAACAUAAUCAUAAUCAUCAUCAGCAGCAGGAGCAACAGCAACAACAUACAAGCGACAGUGAAGCUGAUGAUGAAGAUUAUGAAGAUAUGAAUUUAGGUGAAUAUCAUGUAUCAUCACAACUAAUAAGUAGCAGUAAUAGUUGUUGUAAUGAUGAUACACAAACAUCAUCGCAAAGUUUACCACCAACACCACCUAGUAGUAAUAAUUCAGACAGUGAAAGUGGUAGUAAUGGCGGAGUAUCAGCAUCAUGUUCACCAAUAAGACGUCUUGAUAAUAACAAUAUAUGUACUGUACAAAAUAUACGUGGUAUUUAUGGACCACGUUUAUAUGUAACUAAUGGACAUACAACAAGACAACCUAUUCAUACAUCAUUGAUAUCAUGUCAACCGAAGGGAUCAACAGGUACAUUGAUUCUUACUGAAGAAGAAAAACGUACAUUAAUAGCCGAAGGUUAUCCAGUACCAACAAAAUUACCAUUAACAAAACAAGAAGAAAAAUCAUUAAAAAAAGUACGUAGAAAAAUAAAAAAUAAAAUAUCAGCACAAGAAUCACGACGAAAGAAAAAAGAAUAUAUGGAUGGUUUAGAAAGAAAAGUAAGCAUUUUGUCAAAUGAAAAUUUAAAUUAUCGCAAUCGUGUCAGUACACUUGAGCAGACAAAUCGAGAAUUAAUGAAAGAACUGGAACAUCUUCAAGCCCUUGUCGCUCGUCAAAAAUCUUAGUUUUAAAUAUUCAAAUAAUUGAAUGAACCAUUGCAAUUUUUUUUUUUUUUAAUUAUUAAAAAUAUAUUAAUUUAUUAAAUUAGUUGAAGAAUAAAUAAAUUAAGUUUUUAUCGUAAGCCAAAGUUAGUACGA